This is a messenger RNA of Symsagittifera roscoffensis, 3293 nucleotides long. Its product is annotated as probable E3 ubiquitin-protein ligase HERC4. The coding region runs from base 8 to 3187 and encodes 1059 amino acids. Gene Ontology annotation, biological process: protein polyubiquitination. Lineage: Eukaryota; Metazoa; Xenacoelomorpha; Acoela; Convolutidae. Gene Ontology annotation, molecular function: ubiquitin protein ligase activity. The transcript is spliced from 2 exons. The record is from RefSeq and is a predicted model, not a curated record.
GUAUCUUAUGUUUGCGUGUGGAUCGUCUAGCUGCGGGCAGCUAGGUUUAGGCGUUAGUGAAGAAGUGAAUGUUUCCUCAUUUAAACAGGUGUCGUUUUUUGACAAUCUGAAAAUAAUUUCCAUUAACAGUGGCAGAGAACACACCCAAGUUUUAACGACUAAUGGAACUAGUCGUGAAUUGUUCUCUUUCGGCGGAAAUGACUCGGGAGAAUGCGGGCGAAGUGUGAAAUCGGGUUCAGUUCGUCCCUCUUUGGCUAACUUUGAGUCGUGUGGGAGUUUCGAAAUCGAUUUCAGCGUGUCGGGAACUGCGCAUAACAUUUCCUGUUCUUCUGACGGAAGAGUUUCCUGCUGGGGAUCGAACACUGACUCGCAAACCGGUUUGCAGGAAAGUGACGCGAAUACUGACGGUAUAUUCGACCUGCCAAAGAUACUCAAAUUCCCAGAACCAGUUUCAGUACGCGUUGUAGGUGCUGGGUCCAAACAUUCGGUUGCUAUAGCGACCACUGGCGUUCUGUAUAUGUGGGGAUCCAAUGCAUAUGGUCAGUUAGGUUUGGGCAAAGAUCUGGAAGUUGUCAAGCAUCCAACUGUUUUAAAAGGAGUAGAAGGGUUACCAGUUUCUAAAAUAGCGUGUGGAGGUUAUCACACGUUUUUCACCACGAUUUCAGGUCGAGUUUUUGCUUGCGGACGAAAUGGUUUCGGUCAACUUGGAAUUGGAGAUACGACAAAUCGGCAUGUUUUAACUCGAUUGAAUAAUUUGAAGCCGUAUUUUGUGUUGAAAAUUGCCGCAGGUGAACAGCAUUCGAUGUUUUUGUGCUCAAAAAUUGACCGGUCAGCUCAAUCUGAGAAACCUAAAGUGACAUUAAUGAGUUGUGGCAGUGGCUCUAAUGGACAGCUGGGUUUCUCUUCAGAAUCACCUGUUUUGAGUCCAAUCGAAGUGUUGUGGUCUGAUAAUUUGAACUUAGCCGACAUAUCAUGUGGCCGAAAACACACGCUGGGACUCACAGAAGAUGGAAAAGUUUUAGCUUGCGGACUGAAUAAUUUAGGCCAACUUGGAACCGGUGAUUGCAAUGAUGUUCACAAGUUAUCAGAAGUUGCUAACUUGCCGGGACGUAUAGGUCUAAUUGCUACAGGAGGUGACCAGUCGUUUUGUGUUCUCGAAAGCUCGCUUGUGAAGAUUGAAAGAAAGUUUCCGAUCGAAAGAAUUGAUCUGAGUUUUGCUCGGCAAUUCAUAAAAAAUCCAUCUGAUGUUUCGACCAAAUUUGGAGCUACUGAAUUAAAAAGUCUUCUUGAAGCAGUUUUUACAAAUGCAGCAUGUCUCAAUUCUUCUUUUUUGUACGACUACCCGGCUAUUAAGUGUCAAAGUUCGCCUCAAGAGUCUAGUGUCGACAUGGAAAUAGCCAGUAAUUUUUUUGCCACUUUGUGUGAAAUGUAUAAUUCAAGUUACAACAGAGCUCUUACGACGUCAGUGGAUACCCUAGUGCAGUCGGCGACCAGAGCUCCUGCAGAUAUCGAAUGUCUACGAUUUUAUCUUCCAAUUACCCAAUGUUACAUCAUGGAAAAUACUCUAAACUGGCAGAAUAAUAUAGUCCCUGUAGCUGUCCAUAUUCUGAGACUCAAUACAUCGGCACAGAAGACUCUGAAAUACUGGUUCCGAAAUUUGGACUCAAGAUACUUAACAAAAAUUCUGUCUGUCUACAAAGAGUUGAUCAAUUAUUUUGUGUUGACCUCGACUAAAGGAGGAAAAGAGGUCCUUCAAAAUGAACAAGUUGUCAAGUCUUUGAUGAUCUGUUUGCGCAUUUUGGAGUUUUUUCACUCCGUCAAUGAAAUGAAAGGGAACUCUGAAAAACUGCCUCCGAAUCGGUUCUACGUGAAGGAGUUGACUAACCGACUUGAUAUAGAAAACGACUUUGUAGUUUGGCUGCAGAAAAAGACUAGUGCCCAAAAUGCGAAGUGUAACACAGUGUCUUCUAUCAACGACCCUUUCAAAGUGGUCCCGGUGUGUGACUUCCCCUUCGUGUUCGACGUGGCUUCUAAGAGUUGUCUGUUGGCAUGUGAGGCCAUGAUCAAAAUGCAGAGAGUGGUGACUCAUUUGCAACUGCAGAGUCUGAUGACGGCCAACUUUGCAGGAAUGGCAUGCCCAUUUUUGGUGCUCUGUAUUAGCAGAGACAACUUAGUGGACUCCACUCUGAACCAACUUCUAUCCUGCGACGACUUCGACCUGCGCAAACCCCUCAAGGUUAUCUUCGAGGGAGAAGACGCAAUCGACGCAGGGGGCGUGAAGAAAGAGUUCUUCAUGCUCAUUCUGCGCGAAAUUCUUGACAUCAAAUACGGUAUGUUCAAAAUAAUGGGCAACAGCAAGUGGUUUAAUGACAUAUUCGAAGAGGAGUUGAGACUGUUCCGAAUGAUCGGAAUGAUCUGCGGACUUGCUAUCUAUAAUCAAACAAUAAUUGACCUCAUGUUUCCAAUGGUGCUAUACAAGAAACUGCUGGACAAAGAAGUUGGUCUUCAGGAUCUGUACUCGCUUGACGAGCAGUUGGCGAAGCAGUUGGACGACUUGAAGAAUUAUGAAGGCGAGGACGUCGAAGAAACAUUUUGCCUCAAUUUUCAAGUAGCAAAAGACUUUUAUGGAACCACAGUAGUUCAUGAUUUGAUACCAGAUGGUGGAAAUGUUCCGGUGACCCAUGAAAACAAGGAGCACUUCGUGAGUGUGUAUGUGAAUUAUAUCCUGAAUGAGUCUAUUCGAAAACAGUAUUAUGAGUUCAGUACUGGGUUCUACAAGGUUGUUCAAAGUGAUGUUCUCAAAUUUUUCCAGCCACAAGAACUGCAUGAGUUGAUAAGUGGGAGUAGUAAGUAUGAUUUUUUCGAAUUAGAAACGACGACCACUUAUAAAGGUGAGUUCAACGCGGACCACCCAGUGAUCAGAAACUUCUGGACUGUUAUCCAUGAAAUGUCUCAGGAAAUGAAGCUGAAGUUCCUGUUAUUCCUGACUGGAACUGAGAGGGUUCCAGUGAAUGGCAUGAAGAGUCUCCAGUUCACAAUCCAGCCUACUCAUGGAGGGGAGGAGUACCUGCCUGUUGCACACACCUGUUUCAACUUACUCGAUCUGCCAUUGUACAGAGACCUUGAGACUCUGAGACAGAAGCUGAAGUUUGCAAUUGAGCAAACGGAAGGCUUCGCUUUAGUGUGACAAUGAUACCCAUUUAGCCAUCACUCUCAAACGUACCUGGUGCGCCUUCAAAUUUUACACAUCACAAAAUUCAAAUUAAGCUGGUUAAAAUUUCAGCAUGUUAAAA